Apiotrichum porosum is the source of this 528-nucleotide messenger RNA. RefSeq lists its product as uncharacterized. The coding region runs from base 1 to 528 and encodes 175 amino acids. NCBI's taxonomy places the organism in Eukaryota, Fungi, Basidiomycota, Tremellomycetes, Trichosporonales, Trichosporonaceae. The record is from RefSeq and is a predicted model, not a curated record. The transcript is spliced from 3 exons. Gene Ontology annotation, molecular function: peptidyl-prolyl cis-trans isomerase activity; protein binding. Gene Ontology annotation, cellular component: nucleus; cytosol.
AUGUCCUGGGCCACCUGGGAAAUCCGCUUCUCCAACUCUCGUCGGCUCCCCUACUUCUACGACGCGCUUGCCAAGGAGUCGUUGUGGGAGAUGCCGGCUGGCAUGACAGACGCCGUCGCGCGUACUCUCCCCGGCGCCCAUUAUCUCCCUCCCAACACCGGCACCGUCCGUCCACCUGGACAUAUCCGUGCAAGCCACAUUCUCUCCAAGCACGCAAACUCGAGACGGACAAGCAGCUGGCGCCAGGACAAGAUUACACGCCCCGCUCCCGAGGCGCGUGCUGCCAUCCAGUCGCACAUUGAUCGCCUCAAGAAUCUGCCCGCCAACCAACUCGCGGCCGAGUUUGCGCAGAUUGCUUCGACCGAGAGUGACUGCUCCAGCGCACGCAAAGGUGGCGACCUUGGAUGGUUUGGCAAGGGCCAGAUGCAAAGGACGUUUGAGGAGGCGGCCUAUGCGCUGCAACCUGGCGAGCUCAGUCCCCUUGUCGAGACGGAUUCUGGCAUCCAUGUCAUUCUUCGUACCGGAUAA